UAAUGGUGUCAAAAUGGAAACCUUACAAUUAUUGCUGUCCUCAUUGAUGAUGCGUUGUCUUUUAAAUAGCCGAUUUUGUGAUGCCAAACAGGCAGAAAACCUUCAGAGGGCAUGCGACAAAGGAAAGUUCCACUACACUCAUUUAGAGAAGUGUUUGCCGUGUAAGUUUACUUGCAAAAUAGGUGAAGAAGUAUGCAGACACCAUGAUUGUCUUGACUUCAUGCAAAAACAGUGCAAGCAAGAAGAAUGCUACGAGGGUUCGAUUGGAAGAUGCAGUAAUAGUAAUAGUGCAAAAUGUCUACCAUUUGCACCCAGCCACCUCAAAGUGUUCAAUUUAACCGCUGUGGCAGCGACUGUUGAGUGGAUCUCGGAAUUUGAUGGCAAUGCGGAGCAGACAUUUUACGUCCAGUACAAGAAGCUUGCAGAUAAUUGGGAUGUUGCCUCAGAAGUGCCUCAAGGAGGAAUAGCUGAUACAGGUCAAAAGAAAACAGUCCGUUACAAGGUUACGGGUCUUAAGUCCAAUGUCACAUAUGUGUUUCGGGUGCUCAGCAACAAUUCUCAUCCGGGGUCUCCUAAGAGUGACUUCAGCAAUAUGGCAUAUGGAACGACACCAGACUCGCCACUUUCCACAUCGGAAACUCCGGACUCGACAACCUCUGCCACCUCUUCUAGGUUUACAUCAACAGACAUUUCCUUAAUUAUUAUCGUAUGCCUCCUCGGUUGUAUUGUUCUUUAUAUUAUUAUCUGCUUCGAAGGCAAUGAAGGCGGCACGUUUCAACCACUGCCACCUGAUCAACGUGACAAUGGUGAUGCUUGUCCUUCACAAGAUGCCCUAGAAAGAGCAGGCAAUGAUGAUCAACAAGAAGGAAGGGGUCCCCCUGAUGAACCUGCUCCAUUUAAUGAUGGUGAUUCUGACCAUGCACAACCUGCACUAGGCAAUGGUUACCGCCCAGAUGGAGAUAAUCAAAAUGAGGUUCAACCAGACGAGCAACAAUCUUUGAUUGAUCACGUACAAAAUGAUCGCGGGCAUAAUCAACACGCUGGAGGAGGAAUGGAUUGGCAGAAACUUAAUCUGUUGUGUAUUCCAAAAGUGUAUAAAACCUGACACAAAGACAAUUGUUGAGACCGUCAAUCCUGGAACAGAUUUCUCUCUUUGCUUCAAAAUACACUUGGUACAAGCCAAUACUUCGGCUAACAUUUUGAAUCGCUUUUCAGUGUUUUGUCCUUUGUUCAGUUCAUAUCAAUUGUCUGAUUGUAAAUGUACAUAAUCGUGUCGAGUACGCUAUCAAAUUGAAGUGGCUGACCGAUUGAAUAUAGAGAAGAGAAGAUCAACA
Messenger RNA from Lineus longissimus, 1334 nucleotides. RefSeq lists its product as uncharacterized. The record is from RefSeq and is a predicted model, not a curated record. NCBI's taxonomy places the organism in Eukaryota, Metazoa, Nemertea, Pilidiophora, Heteronemertea, Lineidae. Gene Ontology annotation, molecular function: protein binding. The transcript has 7 exons. Bases 14 to 1105 code for a protein of 363 amino acids.